Durio zibethinus is the source of this 992-nucleotide messenger RNA. The record is from RefSeq and is a predicted model, not a curated record. NCBI's taxonomy places the organism in Eukaryota, Viridiplantae, Streptophyta, Magnoliopsida, Malvales, Malvaceae.
AACAUCACUCCAGCUGUCACCAAGGCACGCAACUGGGCAUCCCUGCGUGAGGCUCCAGCGCUUUGGGCUGGUAGGCUUUGCAUUUACUAUACCUUCUUGAAGACUGGCUUAGCUGGAUCUCAUGCUAACCCACUUGUCUCAGAUUAUAACAGUUUUUUGAGGCUGGGGAGUGGCUGUAGCAUUGGUGGGUCAGGUGAUUUGGGAUUGCUAAAGUGGUUGGAGACUGUACAGUGGAAGCCAGAUGGUAAUAGAACAGCAGAUUUAUCGGGUUGUCAAAUAAGGAGGGGGAAUGCUCAUGGUGACAGUGUUUGCUUCAAAAAUGUUAGAGCUCUGUUUGAUGAGCUUCCUACUCCUCACCUUACAGUGGAAAUAACGUCUGUUCCUGCGGGACCUCUCAGUGAAAAAGAUUACAUCAAGGCUGAGAAAUUGGAAGAGUUCUAAGGUCCGGUCCUUCCGUUUCAAAUAUAUUUAAGAUGAAGGCUUUCCUUUUUUAUGUAUCCAGACUGUAAUGCGUACUUAUUAGAAUUAUCAACGGUAACUUAUGCUCACCUGCUGUUGUUCUUGUACUUUACAACUCGACAAUGACGGUUGAAAAUGAGAGAAAGCAAUGCACUGAAUUUUGUGGUAACAGACUUCAUUGUAGGCAGGCAAUCUUCUUCCUUGAGUUUGCGUUAACUGAUCUGAAAAGGGAAUUGGCUAGAGACAAGAAAACUCAUUGUCUAGCUCUAUAUAUUGAUCAUCUGCCAGAAGGGUACAAACAGCAACAGAGAUGACAAAUUAAAGCUCCAUGAUUAUGAACACAAUUCUAAAACUGGGGGCCAUGAAGCCACAGAUCUUGUUUUCCAUGUUUUUUUUCCCCGCUGAAUCUUGUUUCUUUUCAAAAGCCUAAUAGACUGAGCAGUCAGAUUUUAACAUCCCAGUCAGAUUCAGCUAAGGAAUCAGUAAGCAGAGUAGACGCACCUAAAAUCAGCAAUCGAGGAAAAUAAUUUUAU